Molecule: messenger RNA, 681 nt
Organism: Penicillium manginii
Lineage: Eukaryota; Fungi; Ascomycota; Eurotiomycetes; Eurotiales; Aspergillaceae
Product: RTA1 domain-containing protein
Exons: 1
Coding region: 1-681 (226 amino acids)
Cellular component (GO): membrane
Source: RefSeq, a predicted model, not a curated record
AUGACUGUUGGAUACAUCGCUCGCUACAUCUCGGCAAAGUCACCACUUGAACUUGGACCUUAUAUUAUACAAUCGCUCUUUAUCAUCUUACCGCCCUCUCUAUACGCCGCAACAAUCUAUAUGAUCUAUGGUCGGAUAGUCAAUUUUGUCCACUCGCCUGACGCAAGCAUGAUUCGACCUGAUCGUGUUACAAAAAUAUUUGUUUUCGGAGAUGUUAUAUCAUUCUUCAUGCAAGCUGGCGGUGGUGGUAUGAUGGCUCAACCUGACAUGGCCAAUCUCGGUCAGAAAAUCAUGCUCGUCGGGUUGUUUUGUCAACUCCUAUUUUUCAGUUUGUUUUUAGCUAUUUCCUUGGUGUUUUGGAAGCGAAUGCAAUCUUCUGCUAAGCUAUACACUACUCCAGCAUAUGGAAAGCACACCUGGAAGUCUUUGAUGAAGCUCUUAUUCGGAGCUGCUGUCAUUAUCAUUUUGAGAUGCGUCUAUCGCAUCGUUGAAUUUUCACAAGGAAACAGCGGCUAUCUUGCAAGUCAUGAAAUUUACAUGUACAUUUUCGACGCUGUGCCAAUGUGUAUUGUGCAAUUGAUGUUUCACUUUGUUCAUGCGGGUAAUGUCUUCCCUUCGGGGCUUGGAGAAUCAAUGCAACAGGAUAAUGGGAGUUGGGUAGCCCUCAACGAAAGGAUAUAG